Molecule: messenger RNA, 3175 nt
Organism: Photinus pyralis (common eastern firefly)
Lineage: Eukaryota; Metazoa; Arthropoda; Insecta; Coleoptera; Lampyridae
Product: protein NRDE2 homolog
Exons: 4
Coding region: 121-3015 (964 amino acids)
Biological process (GO): regulatory ncRNA-mediated post-transcriptional gene silencing; negative regulation of RNA catabolic process
Cellular component (GO): catalytic step 2 spliceosome
Molecular function (GO): protein binding
Source: RefSeq, a predicted model, not a curated record
UACAGUAAAUCCGUUUUAAAUGGAGUAACCAGAGUUUAGAGGUUAUGUAUUGUAUUAAUAAGGUUAAAAAUAUAGAUUGUAAACAAUUUAACAAAUUAUUAAACAAUUUUAAUUAUUGGAAUGGCAUUAUUUCCUGCGUAUGAAGAAGCAGCAAAAGUAAAAGAUGGAAAUGAAACAUCGACGUCCCAUGGAGACUGGUUGACAAAUUCGAGUUAUCAAAUUGGAGCCGAUUUGUUUACAUCGUCAGAAGUGACCGAAAUUCGGGACAGUAGCGAAUCAGGGGCGGAAACAAAUCUAACUAAGAGGCCAGCGAAAAAGUCAAAGGUUCGCAAGCAUAAGAAACAAUGUCACGAUAAACCGGCAAAGGCACCUGAUGAUUUUCAUGUUGACACACGACGAAAUCUUGAAUUUUUAUCGGUGCAUACAAUAUCUCGGCCCGCGGCUCCAAAAUAUUCCACCUUUUUUAAGUUGGGAAGUGCUCAACGGACAGUAAAGAAAAAAUAUAAACGUUAUUACCAAAUAGUUGUUGAAAAAAAGGAUAAUAGUGCCGAUGAAGCCACAGUUACAAAAAAAGAUUUGGAAAAAAACAUUUCAGUGGAAAAAAAUGAAGAUUUUACAGGGUUUAAGCAAGAAUCUGAUAUGUCCAAAACCACAGCAUUCUAUAAUAAAAGUCUUGGAGAGAAUCCACGCAACAUUGAUUUAUGGUUACAGUAUGUACAUUUUCAGGAUGCAAUAUUUAAGUUUGAAAAGACUUAUAGAAAAGGUAGUUUUGCCAAGGGUACAAGAGUCACCGCCGAACGUAAACUUGCGAUACUUGACAAAGCACUAACUCUCAAUCCUGAUUCUGAAAUAUUAAUGAGAGAGAGAUUAAAUACGGCUGUUGGCACGUAUCCUGCCGAUGAAUUGCAAGUGCAAUUAAAAAAUUUGGUCGAAAAAGAUCCCGCCAAUAUUAUUUUGUGGCAAGGGUACAUUGAAGCGACGCAAUGUUCAAUGUCUCAUUGUAAUACUCCCGCAGUGUUAAAGUUGUACACAAAAAGUUUGGCAACACUGCAUCAUAUGAGGCGAAAUUCCGCUUUACAAAAGGCACAUUUGGAGGAAAACAUAUUGAGAAUGUUGUAUCAGUGCGGACUUUUCUUAAAGCAGACGGGGUUGUUUGAGCAGCUGUGGACUUUACUAAGACUGUAUCUAGAGUUAAAUUUGGCCCCAUCUGAUAAAAAUAAGUUCAAUAUUAGUAGCAAUUUUAAUGAUAAGCAGUUACUUGAACUUGAAGAGGUCGUUCUUAAGUCUCAAUUACCGAUACACGAAUUGUGGUUGCGUAUAGAGAGAUUACGUGAAGCUUGUCACUGGCUGCCCUUCACUGAAGAUGGAAAUUGCGAAGAUCCCCAGCGGAUCAUAUUUCCAGAAGAUGUAGCCGAACUAAUACAUCCAAUCACAAUGCCGGGCAAUAUGUUCAAACUGACUGCUACAAUUUUGACAUUACUUAAAACACCAUUACUACCAUCACGUCAUAGCACAAUGCAAGGACUUGGAUUGGAUUACGUGCCGUGGGCGUUAGAUUCAACCGAAACACUUCUUCCAAUGUUUUUUCCAAUUUAUCCAAUCGAUUUGACAAACAAAAAUUUUCUAGCAGAUACACAGCGACUGGCAGUUGGGCCGCAAUACUUAAAAACGUUCCCAGGGCAAGAGGAAUAUUUAGAAUUUCUACUUACUACAAUAAUGAAUUGCACAGAUUGUUUACAAGGGAAAGAAAAAAUUGCUGUUACGGUGUGGUGGUUUCGAUUUCAAAGGCUUCUCAUUGUUUUGGAUAAAGAGAGUAGAUUGAAGAUUUCGUCUGGAUUUAAAAAAAAAUUAAAAUCUUCUAUGAAGCAAUUACUCAAAUCUGAGGAGCACCGAAAUAACAUAAUUUACUAUCAGGAGUUCGCCCUUUUCGAAUAUCAGUCGGGAAAUGUUGAGAGUGCAGUCAAAAUUUUGACCACAACGUUAUCAACAAUAGCAACUAAUAACCCCCCUCUGACAGAAAUGCAACGUUGCGAAAUAUGCUUUCUGUUUCGGACUCUAACAGAACUAUAUUUAGAUACCGCUUCAGGUGAUGGUAAAAAAAAUGCGCUCAAAUGUCUAGUAGCGUUAGCAUCAGAUAAGCCGGUUAAUAGCCAUUUUGAGCUGACACAAGACUUGUUGGACGAAACCAAGCUAAAGUUUAAACAUGUCACGUUACAAAUGUUGGGCAAUGAAAUGCCAACAUUAAUGUCGGUCGAUCAUUUUUUGCCCAACUUGAUCACAGAUUGGAUAAUCUGUAAUGGCUGGUUUUUGUACUUAACAUCUGGAGCAAUUAGCUGUGGAACAUUUUUAGAAGACAUUCUUAGUACCAUCGAGGCUGCAACGUGGCAAAAAGAGAUCCUAUUCGAGUUUUACGUUGCUGUACUCUUUAGAAAUUGUAUGGAAAAUCCGGGAGCCGGCAUGUUCAAGUUACUGGACGAUGCUUUACAUAGAGCUAUUGAAGUAUUUCCGAAUAACUUAUUCUUGUUGAGUGUGCUUGCUAAAGAACUGACAAUAAAUUGUUCAAUGGGUCAACCGUGGUGGAAAAUCAAUAGGUUACUUAUGAAAACUGGACACGCCAUUCCUACUUUGGUUUUGAUUAUUAUGGCAAAUCAGCAUUCGUACGAAAUAAGGGAGAAAUGGGUCGACACUAUUACAGGGAGAGAAAUGACAGAAGACCCAAGUCAAGUGCACAGAAUGAUUUCGCUCUUCCGACGUGUGACCAGUUCCGAAAUGUGUACAAGGCGAUGCGGACUUGCAUGGAGACUCUAUCUUCAGUAUUUGCACGCACAUUUCGAUUUAUCCGUAUGUAGAAAUGCAUACUACGCUGCUGUAGAACAGUGCCCUUGGCUAAAGUCGUUAUACAUCGACGCUGCGAUUUAUAUUCCGGCGGAAUUAGCACAAAUUCAAGAUUUGCUAAUUGAGAAACAAUUAAGAUUACACAUUACCCCAGAGGAAUUGGAUAUAUUAAGAAAUUAGACGUGUUUAAUGUGUACUAUGAAUCAUUUCCUGUGAUAUGUAACAUAUUUUGUAACUGAGUACAAUAACAUUUUUUGUAACCAAUAAAUACAUGCUAGAACUAUUACAAAAUGCAAGAUUCUCUGUAAUUGGCAUUUGUUAAUAUAUUCAUUGUGGAUGU